Mugil cephalus (flathead mullet) is the source of this 4362-nucleotide messenger RNA. It is a transcript of the gene chrm3a, whose product is annotated as cholinergic receptor, muscarinic 3a. The transcript has 3 exons. Lineage: Eukaryota; Metazoa; Chordata; Actinopteri; Mugiliformes; Mugilidae. Gene Ontology annotation, biological process: chemical synaptic transmission; G protein-coupled receptor signaling pathway, coupled to cyclic nucleotide second messenger; adenylate cyclase-inhibiting G protein-coupled acetylcholine receptor signaling pathway. The record is from RefSeq and is a predicted model, not a curated record. The coding region runs from base 477 to 2438 and encodes 653 amino acids. Gene Ontology annotation, molecular function: G protein-coupled serotonin receptor activity; G protein-coupled acetylcholine receptor activity. Gene Ontology annotation, cellular component: plasma membrane; dendrite; synapse.
UUUUUUUUUUUUUUAUUAUUCGACGGGUGUGCCACCUGCCGGUGCGUCACGGCUCCUCUGGCCAAUCCUGACGCCGCGCCUCUCCGUGCGCCCUUGGAGAUCCCGCGGUGCUCCUCACAUCGCCGCCCAAUCUACUGCUCGGUGACGGUAGAAGGUGGCCAGCCUCGUUAGCCGAGCACCGUUAGCGCUUCAGACCUUACUAGACUGGACUGCCGUACCGCUUGCCGCUGUGCCAAGCAUGGACCCGUGACAAGUUUGACUGGAUUGCCAUUUCCUUCCCUUAUCUACUUGCGCUGCUUUUGCGCAUCAGCGAGCGACAUGGGCUCCCUGUCUGCCUUCCAGACGCCAUGAUCCGGCUGGAGGAGGAUAAUCCCGCACCCCCAGUAGACAGCAUGGACACCAAAAGGCACUCCGCUGAAAGGUGACCUCCAGACACUUCACCUCCCCAAAACAUUUGAAUAUGCCAGAACACAACAAUGAGCUCCAACAGCACGGACCCUGGUCUCUUCCUGACUGUCAACACCUCACCACCAGUGGCCGGGGCCUACCCACAAUCCAAUGCUCUCCAUCAAGGAGGAACUGGAGGAAACCCCUGGUUAGAUUUCCAUGUAAAUGCUCUGGAUGAUAAUUCCUCCUCCACCAGCAAACUCUUAAACCUCACCUCAGAAUCCCAAAAUAGGAAUGGAACGACAGCCCUUGAUCCCUUGGGAGGUCACCCUGUGUGGCAGGUUGUCCUCAUUGUCUUUCUGACAGGCAUGUUGUCACUGGUCACUGUUAUCGGCAACAUCCUGGUAGUGGUGUCCUUCAAGGUCAACCGCCAGCUAAAGACGGUCAAUAACUACUUCCUGUUGAGCUUGGCUGUGGCUGACCUCAUCAUAGGGGUCAUCUCAAUGAACCUCUACACAGCUUAUCUUGUGAUGGGCUACUGGGCAAUGGGAGACUGGGCAUGCGACCUGUGGCUGGCUAUAGACUAUGUGGCAAGCAAUGCAUCAGUUAUGAACCUACUGGUCAUCAGCUUUGACCGGUACUUCUCUAUCACCAGGCCUUUGACCUACCGGGCCAAACGGACAACAAAGCGUGCCGGGAUCAUGAUUGGCUUAGCCUGGUUAGUUUCUCUCAUCCUGUGGGCCCCAGCCAUCUUGCUGUGGCAGUAUUUUGAGGGUAAAAGGACGGUACCCGAGAAUGAAUGCUACAUUCAGUUCCUCUCAGAGCCGACUAUAACCUUCUGCACAGCCAUGGCAGCUUUCUACCUGCCUGUGACAAUAAUGAGUAUUCUCUACUGGCGCAUUUACAAGGAGACACAGAACCGUUCAAAGGAGCUAGCUGGGCUGCAGGGUUCGGGCGGUCGUGGUGGGAUCGGGGCAAGAGGUGGGAAUGGCGAAGGUGAGAGAGGCCGUUUUGUCCAUCAGACAGGAAGUGCCAAAAGUUGCAGUAGCUACGAGUUGACAAGGCUGUCAAAGAGAAGAAGCACAUGUGGAGAGCUGGUUGGUCGCUUCCACUGCUGGCCUGGGGUACGUUCUUGGAGACCUGGUAGUACCCGGCAGGGAGACGGUGAUCCAGACCAGAGCAGCAGUGACAGCUGGAACAACAAUGACGCUGCUGUCUCUUUGGACCACUCUGGGUCUUCAGAGGAUGAGGACUGUGGGGGAGGAGAGAUGAUUUCCCAGAGUCAUGCUAUUUUCUCGAUUGUUCUUAGCCUGCCUGGCAUUAAAGCAGCUGUCAACUCCCAGCUCACCUCAUGUGAAGAUCUGGAUGCAGCCUCCGAGGAGGAUCCCCUGAGGGGAGCAGAAUAUAACCGAGACAGUAUUACAACAGUCACCACCAACACCACUGCUGGCAUUUCUCCCGAGGGGACGAACAGUUCAGAGAAUAGUUAUCACCAACGCUUCUGCUCUCGCAAGAUUCAGUCAAUGUCUAACAUCCAAGGCAGUGCCAACCAAGGGUCUCUAGAUGGCACCCCGACGACCACUACCGCUGCUCCGGACAGUACCACCACCACCAGCACAACCACCAAGUCCCCCUCAGUGCCAAUGUCCUUCAAAGAGGCGGCUUUGGCGAAGCGUUUUGCUUCCCGAGCUCGAACUCAGAUCACCAAGAGGAAGCGCAUGUCCUUAGUGAAGGAGAAGAAAGCUGCUCAAACUCUCAGCGCCAUCCUGUUUGCUUUCAUCAUCACAUGGACACCAUACAACAUCAUGGUGCUGAUCAAUGCUUUCUGUAAAGGUUGCAUCCCAGAGACGCUGUGGGCCGUCGGGUACUGGCUGUGCUAUGUCAACAGCACAGUCAACCCCAUGUGCUACGCCCUGUGUAACAAGACUUUCCGUACAACCUUUAAGAUGAUAUUGCUGUGCCGCUGGGAUCAGAGAAAAAGGAGGAAGCAGCAGUUCCAGCAGAGGCAGUCAGUAGUCUUCCACAGGAGGAUUCCCAGGGAGUCUACGUAAAGGACUGAAUUUGAAUGGGUGAUAUCAGAAUUAAAAGAUUUAACAUAGGACAAGGAGAAGAAAGAAGCAUCCAUGGUGUCCGUGGAGUUUCUUUGCCUAGAGAUCCUUGAUGUUUUUCUCUGCUGUUAUGUCGAAUGCAGCAAUCCUUUAUGGUGGUCUUGCGGUAUGUGUUUGUGUCGGUACGUCCAUUUCGCAACCUGUAUGUGUGUGCGGAGGUUUGCAAAUGGUCAGGUCCAGAGCUGAAAGCUUCUCCCUCUGUUCUUAAAGAACUCUUUACCAUUUCAUGCUGGUACAGCUGAGAUAAAAAAGAACUGAGGAGAAAAAUAACAGAAAGGGCUUUAAAAUGCAUUGCAGGAGAAUUUUUGAAGUGCAAUUGAUACAAAUGGAAAGGAUGUCUGUCACGGGGGUUGGGGAUUCACAUUUCUUAUCAUUUCUCUCUGUGGGUAGCUAGAUCUGUAACGUGCAGAGUGUUUUUGCAUUUUAAACAAAACGAUGUAUCUGUAAUAUGUCACUGAAAGCCAAGAUAAAAACUAUUUUGUGUUCACGGGCUUCUACAUUUUAAUGAUUUGCCAUCUUCAUGACUGGCAUGUGUUUUUAUCGGAACUUAUGUAUAUUGACUUUCUACUUGGAUAUAGCUUUUUCUGUGUCUAAUGGAAUAUAAAAAGAAUUGUGUCCUUUCUUUCAGUCAACAGAGAUCUGUCAUUUUUGUGAUAUCCAUCUUUGGUUUUCUAGAUAUACCAGAGAUUUUGAGCCAGUCUGAAAAUGAUUCUUUUGAUGAACUGAGUUGUGAAUAUUUUGUGUGGCACCACAGUCAGUGAACUGCUGUUGUGUUCAAUGUGAUUAUCGUGGUUUCUAUGGUGGAGACAAUAAGUACAUUGGUUGUGUUUUAUGUACUGCAGUUUUCUGUCAAAAGUAAUGAUUAUAAAAUGAUGAUAUUCUGUUUGUGUACUUUUGGAUAUUUCUGACUUGAUACACAAUGAUUGAGUGCUCACACAAAGAUUAUAAUUUAUAAAGAAGCGUGCUUUGAUCUUACACUAUCUCUGAAAUUUCUUCCACAUUUAAGCAAAUCUUUGUAAAGGGCCAACCUUCUUUGAUGUAGUAGAGAAAUGGCGACCUCUAGUGGUGUAGACUGUAAUGUCAUAAGUGCAUCUUCUAUAUUGCAGUGAAUUCCAUUCAACAAUUUUAGGGGGAAAAAUCAUAAUUGUGCAUAAAUUAUUGAUAAUUAAAACCUGUUUGAUUUCAUGAAUUGGUACAAUAUUUGAACUUUGUGUAUGUGAUUUUUCUCCUUUAUUAUUUCUGGUUGAAAUAUUUCUUCCUUAAAACUAUUCCUGAGACAUACAGCAAAUGAUUUGUACAUAGACCUGGCAGCUGACUUGGUUUGCAGCAUUAUCAGGUUUUUCUAUACGGAGAGUGGGUCGACACCACACAGCAAUCACCAACAGUCAAAUUAAGGUAAAGAAUUUAUUUUAUUAUUUUAUUCUUAAGUAGAUGGUUUUUUUUUUUGUCACGCCACACCGACACUCCCAAACCUUUCAAUAUGAAAAUUGUUCAAAUGACACCGAAGGCAAACUGUUUGUGACAACUGGCAUAAAAAGACAGCACUAAAGAAUAAGUGGAUUGGAUUCUAUUAGAUAAAGUGGUCCUGCAUGAUGGUAUAACUUUGGCUACAAAUGCUACAUGCAAAAGAGAUGUUAAAAAUAUUCUAUGCCUGGCAUCAAUGGAUAUUUUCUCUGCUUUUAAAACAGUGUGCUCCUGUGUCAUAAUACGUUCUUCAUCAAAAUAUGAUUUUUAAAAAUUUUUUUUGUACUUAAAUAUUGGGAAUGUAAACGACCAACAUGGUGAACGCAGACAAUUUGUUACAUUUUAAGUAUGCCAAUCAUACUCAUAUUUUAAGUCAAUAAACAAAACUUUUUGGCAGAAAUUA